AUGGCGUCGUUGCGCUGGAUGCUGGCUGUACCACUCGCUUCUUUUUCCGGCAUCAGCUUAAGGCUUUGCUCAGAGGAGCUGGUGGAGAGGGCCGACUUACUUUCGAGGUUGACAUCCGAGUACGCCGCCCCCCAUGUUUAUCAAUCAGGCCGUGAGCUCGUGAGCCUUCAAUGCCGAAGAAACUCCAGUCAGCUUCCGGAUGAGUGGCAUAUGGUGAGGUAUGACCUACCUCCCAGCCUUGCGAAGAAACUGCGGCCAGCAGUUCCUCCCAAGUUAUGUCCCAUGUGCAAAGGAGGAGGUGGAUCUGGACCCACUUUGUUUCUCACAGAACGCACUGAUGGUCUUGGGUCUCGCGCGCAGCAGCUGCUUCAUACGCUGGCCUUGGCUUCCUUCCUCCACAUUGAUUUCGGCGGCGUGGUGCCGUCGAAAGAUGAGACACCUCAUGGUGUCAACGCGGCAGGUGCACUUAGCAAACUGCUGGGGUUCGACGUUUCCAAGCUGAGAGUUGGUGCAGACGACGAGUUUGACAUCUGCUUUUAUAGCUUUCCGGACUUCUUGACCGAAACUUUGCAGCACCACUGCCUGCAGUGGCCAUCGCAUUCAAGCAUGAUGGUGGCGGCGUAUGACGUACUGCAUGCGCUUCCGGUCUCGAAUUGGGAACCGGGCUUCCUGGCUCAGCUCCGACGGCAGACGCCGUUGCGCGACUGGCCGCUGAGACACUUCCAACAUGGGGGCCGCCCCAAGGUGGUCAUGCAUGUUCGACGUGGAGAUGUGGUUGGUCGCGGGAGAAAUCUCAGGAACUUUCCGGAUGAUGUCCACUUUCGUUUGGCAGAGCAGAUUCGCCAGGAUUUGCCUCAGGCUGAAGUCCACGUAUUCAGCACCACCAAGGAGGCUCAGGGUCCUGUGGACUUCGCUGGUUACGAGGCACGGGGAAUGAUUGUGCAUCUGGACGGCGAGGAGGUUGACGACUGGGCACACAUGGCGCAGGCUGACAUCCUCGUUGUGGCUCCCAGUGCUUUUUCUUGGGUUGCAGCGCUGAUCAACGAGAAGUGUGUUCUAGCCUUCCAUGGCACGGAAGCUCUGCCUGAUUGGAUCGUACAUACGGGCACCUUGCACGAUGAGCAGCAUGCUCAGCUCGGACGGUGCAUAGACGACCGCAUCUUGACGCAGACCUGA
Messenger RNA from Symbiodinium sp. CCMP2456, 1176 nucleotides. The record is from the annotation of a GenBank genome assembly. Lineage: Eukaryota; Dinophyceae; Suessiales; Symbiodiniaceae.